Molecule: messenger RNA, 1084 nt
Organism: Alosa alosa (allis shad)
Lineage: Eukaryota; Metazoa; Chordata; Actinopteri; Clupeiformes; Clupeidae
Product: microfibril-associated glycoprotein 4-like
Exons: 5
Coding region: 68-850 (260 amino acids)
Biological process (GO): elastic fiber assembly
Source: RefSeq, a predicted model, not a curated record
UCCGAAUCAUCACUCAUUCUGCAGUUAGGAAACAAGUAAGACCUUCUACCAAGGCAUUAGAUAGUACAUGUUUUUCAGUGACCAGAAACUUACAUCUAACAUGCUCUGCUGCCUCUUAGCUCUUCUGCUCCCCCUGGUGGUGAACUCCCACCCCGUCGGUCGAAGCCUGCUGCCCUUGGACUGUGAGGACAUCUUCCAAAAUGGGUCAGUGCACAACGGGGUUUACACCAUCUACCCGACAACGGAGGACAAGCCUGUGGAGGUGUACUGUGACAUGGGGUGUACAGAGGAUGAGAAUCACAAAGAGGGACAGUGGACGGUGAUCCAGAGAAGAAUGGAUGGCACUGUAAACUUCUACCAGCCCUGGGAUCACUACAAGGAGGGCUUUGGGAACAAGAACGGAGAGUACUGGCUGGGUCUGGAGACUAUUUUCAGCCUCACCUGGAGGGGUAAGUAUGAGCUGCAGGUGGACAUGGAGGAUUGGGAGGGGGGCAGUGUCUAUGCCCGAUAUUUGUCCUUCUCCAUUGACUCGGAGGACGAUGGCUACAAACUUCACUUGGGCGGAUACAUCAACGGUGGAGCGGGUGAUGCUCUAAAUUAUGUGAAUGGGAGGAAGUUCUCAACCUACGACAAAGACCAAGACUCCAGUUACUCCAACUGUGCAGACCUGUAUGAUGGAGGCUUCUGGUUCUAUAGCUGCCCAUAUUACGCCAACCCCAACGGAUUGUACAAGGGGAGGGGAGAUGUGGAGUAUGGUACCGGAAUCAAUUGGCACCACUGGAAAGGCUCUUAUUACUCUCUAAAGUCCAUCAUGAUGAAAAUCAAGAGGGUGUCUCUCUCUGAAGCGUAAUUUAUAAUGUAAUGUUUCUCUCUCUCUCUCUCUCUCUCUCUCUCUCUCUCUUUCAGAUCAAAAUGUUCUGUUAGCAUAAACUUGAUUUUUUUCAUGUUGUAACACAAUGGCAAAAUGAAAGGCAUUAAAUGUGCUACUUUCUCAUAAAUUCCACCUAUUUUUUCUUUGUCCAGCAAGAUGAAAAUCAAGAGGGUAUCUAUCUGAAACGUAAUUGGUAAUGGAAUCUCUCUCUCU